Aspergillus caelatus is the source of this 1587-nucleotide messenger RNA. Its product is annotated as acyl transferase/acyl hydrolase/lysophospholipase. Gene Ontology annotation, cellular component: membrane. The record is from RefSeq and is a predicted model, not a curated record. Gene Ontology annotation, biological process: arachidonate metabolic process. The coding region runs from base 1 to 1569 and encodes 522 amino acids. The transcript has 10 exons. NCBI's taxonomy places the organism in Eukaryota, Fungi, Ascomycota, Eurotiomycetes, Eurotiales, Aspergillaceae.
AUGACGUGGACAAGAGAAGUGGAAACUCUGCCUCCCCUCCCAACAGACCUCUCUUCCGUCGCACCUGGAAAAUAUGCCGUCAAAUGUGAAAGUUCUGACGAAGUCACGGCCCAUGAUCAAUACAUACAGGCCAAGGUCUGGUUCAAGCUACCGUCGUUCAUCGACCGUCUCAAAAACGUCCAACUUUUUGCCAAGUCCAGAGACCAGGGAUAUCUUGUUCUCCUGGGCAAUGGUCAUACGAAAAACCCGCUUAUCAGAGAUAACGUGGAAUUUAUUUGGAAGAGUCAUUUUAGCCCAAUGGAAACAGAAGAAUACCAAUGGCCUGGGCAAUUCAUUGGUGUUCGUAACUGUGCUCGUUUCCCUGGUUGGUGGAUAUUUGUUGAGAAGGGAUACCUGGCCGUUGAAAUCGGUGAUAAACCAGUCACGCGCUUGCCACCUCAAUUCGGCGAGUUUAGCCUUUUGCAAGAUACACUGCAGGAAGUAAAUGAGAAAUUGCCAACUGAGUACGAUCCGGCUGUUCCCCCCAUGCGUGCUGAUGGAUUUGAUGCGGGUACCGAGAGACCUUUGCGCGUUCUAUCUUUGGACGGAGGAGGUGUUCGGGGUCUCUCCUCCCUAUACAUCCUGCGUGAUGUCAUGCAGCGUCUCAACCCUGGGGGCAAACCCCCGAAGCCUUGUGAUGUGUUUGAUAUGAUUGCUGGUACCAGCACCGGAGGUCUGUGCGCCAUUAUGUUGGGCCGACUGGAGAUGUCCGUUGACGAGUGCAUCGAGGCAUACAACAAAUUCAUGAACAAAAUCUUCAAUGUUGCUGGUUCCAGGUUCGAUGCCGAGAAUAUUGAAGCGGUUAUUAAGGAGGUCAUGAAAGAGAAAUUGGGUGACUCUGAAGCACCUCUCCUUAAUGAACACGGCAAGUGCAAAGCUUUCGUCCUUGCCGUUCGCCAAGACGCCGCCAACAGCAAAGGACCUGUCCACCUGCGUUCUUACGUCAACACACAGCAGAAGUCUCUUCUUCCCAAUGUCAAGGCGUGGGAGGCUGCUCGUGCAACAUCUGCUGCUCCUACCUUCUUCCCGCCCAUGGAGAUCGCCACCGAUAAUGGGGUAAAGCACAAGUUGAUCGAUGCAGCUCUGGGUGCUAACAACCCUGUUGGAUGGCUAUGGAAUGAAGUCCUGAGCGUCUUCGGUGCCGGCCGUCCCAUUGACUGCAUUCUAAGCAUCGGCACCGGUAUCCCCAAGAACCAAGUCUUUGGCGAAAGCGUCAAAGGUGCCAUUACUGGCCUGGGAAGUGCAAUCACAAACUCCGAGCUGGCCAACAUUCUCUUCCGCACACUUAUCGACGCAUACGCCCCAGAGUCUAGACGGAUGAAGUAUUUCCGACUGAAUGUUGGUCGCGAAAUUGAGGAUUGGCCAGAAAAUGCUAAGGAGGAGGAGAAUGAAGAGCUUGCUGAGAUGGAUAGUAUUAAGCAAAUUGGUGGGUUCAUUGAAAGAACAGAACAGUAUAUCAAGGAACAAGAGCCUCGGAUUCGUCGGUGCGCCAACACGUUGAACAGGCAUUUGUUCGAAAUCUACAACUAGACAGCCAAUACUACUUCC